CCUUUCAACCCUACCUAGUUUGCUCCUCCUCUCCAUUAGUUGAACCCCUAAGCCGACUACUCUUCCUGUAAAUUCAUCAAGAAAUCCAUCCCCAUGAGCGGAGGAAAUAAGGUUGAUGGCUCUGUUCCCAUCCUCCCCGAAGAGAUUAUCACCGAAAUUCUUACGAGACUACCUGUCAAAUCCCUACUCCGUUUCAAAUUAGUGUCAAAAGACUGGUAUUCUCUCAUCACAAACCCUGAGUUUAUCGCCGCCCACCUCCACAAAUAUUCCACCCAAAAAUCCUCUAUCUUAUUACGAGGAUUCCGUUGGCCGGAACAUUCCAGUACCCUAUCAUGGCUCCACCGCAAAGAUACCACAACUUUCCAUUCUCUACACAUACCACAAUCCCUGAUGUAUAAUCAUACCUUCAUGAGAAAUUAUUUCUUAAACCCGCAAAUAUCUCCUAACCUUUCUUUUAUUCUGAUAGGUUCUAGUGGUGGUUUGCUCUGCAUCAAGCUUUGUGACUACCAUGGAAUAGAAUAUGUUUUGUGGAACCCUGCUACCAGAAAGUUCAAAUACGUGAAACAUCCUCAGCAGGAUUUCCAACUUUUAAUGGAUGGGUUCGGGCAUAAUGGUAAGAUGAACGAUUACAUGUUGGUGAAAAUUGGACGGCUCUUUCACUCACCGAAUUUCGAUGCUGUUGAUGAUGAUCAACUGUAUGAGAAGGAAGAACGCGAUUUUGUUCUUCGAGCUCUGGUGUACUCUUGGAGAACAGAUUCUUGGAGACUAGUAUAUGAUUGUAGGAUCCUAGCUGAUGAUUUUUGUUCACGUGGUCAAGCAGUGUCUCUGAAGGGUGAGUUCUAUUGGCACCUGGAUGGUUUACGGGACAUUAUCCUUGCAUUUGAUACGGCUAAGUAUGUGUUUAGAUGGAUUAAUUUUCCCCCCUGGAACCAGUCGACUCUGGUAGAGGUGAGGCUGGUUUCAGGUGGGAUUAAGGACUCGCUUGCUUGCUGUGUGUUUCCCUACGAUGGCUCCACGUCCAUAACAAUGGAUAUUUGGGUCGUAGAUGAGAGUGGAUCAGGCGUUGGCAAUGAAGAGAGCUGGACAAAAUUCUUAAGCAUACCAUUUUUAGGAACUCUACAUCAAGUAUUUACGUGGGGAGAUAAGGUGAUCGUCAACGGAAAAAGGGAUGGCCACAUCUUGAUUUAUGAUCCGAUUAGUCAUGAGAUAAUUUAUGAUUUUCUUAAUCCCUAUUUCAGUUCCUAUCAUCUGGAUGGUUAUGUGGAAAGUCUAGUCUCAGUUCAUGGACCAAACAAUCUUGAAGCAGAGCAUGCUCCUGUUUGAAGUGAAGACAAGACAUAUCUAGAAUGAAAAAGCUCAGCUCUCAUUCGUUGGAAUGUUUACAAGAGCUCGAUCCGGAGAAAACUCUGUUUCUCUCUUAGUAAUAUCAUAAAUAAAAAAAGUUUCAUUUGAUUUUU
Populus nigra (black poplar) is the source of this 1457-nucleotide messenger RNA. Its product is annotated as putative F-box protein At3g24700. The record is from RefSeq and is a predicted model, not a curated record. Bases 94 to 1323 code for a protein of 409 amino acids. Gene Ontology annotation, molecular function: protein binding. NCBI's taxonomy places the organism in Eukaryota, Viridiplantae, Streptophyta, Magnoliopsida, Malpighiales, Salicaceae. The transcript has a single exon.